UAUCAGAUACUGGCUGUGUAGCUUUGCUGGAUCGUUCUAACAAGCUCUUCACAAACAUCAUGCUCUCCUCUGGACACGGCAGGAAGUUCCUUCUGGGAGUAACAUGUUUACUCAUGAGUUCAGGCUUUGUCAGAGUUGUCACUGAGACCACCGUGUACCCACAAAGAAAGCCCCCCUGCGACAGCCAGAUCUGCCGCUUGAGCCACGUCCACAGUGUAACAUGCGAAGGAUCUCAGGCAAACCUGCAGUGUGGUGAAGGACAGGUUUUAGUCAUCCAUGGAGCUGAUUAUGGACGCCAUGACAAAACCACAUGCUCUGAUGGACGUGCUGCUUCUCAGCUCCAAGUUGUCCAGUGCUCAAGUCCCACGAGCAAUGAUGUUGUAGCUAAAAGCUGUAAUGGGAAAAACAGCUGUACUAUCCCAGCAAGCAACUCUGUGUUUGGAGACCCCUGUGUUGGCACCUACAAGUACCUGGAGGUGGUUUAUACUUGUCAGUUCCAGACUGUAACAUGUGAAGGAUCUCAGGCAAAGCUUCAGUGUGGUAAAGGGCAGAUUUUAGUCAUCCACAGAGCAGAUUACGGACGGCAUGACCAAACCACGUGCUCUAACUUACAAUCUGACUGUAUGCUCAGAGAUGUCCUCUGCUCAAGUCCAGAAAGCAUUAAAGUCGUAGCUGAAAGCUGUAAUGGGAAAAACAGCUGUACUAUUUCAGCAACCAGCUCUGUGUUUGGAAACCCCUGUUUUGGUACCUACAAGUACCUGGAGGUGGAUUAUACUUGUCAGUUCCAGAGUGCAACAUGUGAAGGGUCUCAGGCAAACCUUCAGUGUGACAAAGGGUGGGUUUUAGUCAUCCACGGAGCUGAUUAUGGACGCCAUGACAAAACCACAUGCUCUGCUGGACGCCCUGCCUCUCAGCUCCAAGUUGUCCAGUGCUCAAGUCCCACGAGCAAUGAUGUUGUAGCUAAAAGCUGUAAUGGGAAAAACAGCUGUACUGUCUCAGCAAGCAACUCUGUGUUUGGAGACCCCUGUUUUGGCACCUACAAGUACCUGGAGGUGGUUUAUACUUGUCAGUUCCAGAGUGCAACAUGUGAAGGGUCUCGGGCAAACCUUCAGUGUGACAAAGGACAGGUUUUAGUCAUCCACAGAGCUGAUUAUGGACGCCAUGACAAAACCACGUGCUCUGCUGGACGCCCUGCCUCUCAGCUCCAAGUUGUCCAGUGCUCAAGUCCCACGAGCAAUGAUGUUGUAGCUAAAAGCUGUAAUGGGAAAAACAGCUGUACUGUCUCAGCAAGCAACUCUGUGUUUGGAGACCCCUGUGUUGGCACCUACAAGUACCUGGAGGUGGUUUAUACAUGUCAGUUGGAUAGAGACAGUGUAGAUAGAUGGGAAAGCAGGGACAGAAAGAGGAGAAGAGAUGCAAACCCAGACCCACUGCUCUCCAGCCAUACGGCAUAUGCUCGCCUGCUCACCCACUGA
This is a messenger RNA of Oreochromis aureus, 1475 nucleotides long. Its product is annotated as rhamnose-binding lectin-like. The transcript has 17 exons. Lineage: Eukaryota; Metazoa; Chordata; Actinopteri; Cichliformes; Cichlidae. The record is from RefSeq and is a predicted model, not a curated record. The coding region runs from base 60 to 1475 and encodes 471 amino acids. Gene Ontology annotation, molecular function: zinc ion binding; carbohydrate binding.